Siniperca chuatsi (mandarin fish) is the source of this 3115-nucleotide messenger RNA. Its product is annotated as hyaluronidase PH-20-like. The coding region runs from base 331 to 2460 and encodes 709 amino acids. Gene Ontology annotation, molecular function: hyalurononglucosaminidase activity. The record is from RefSeq and is a predicted model, not a curated record. Gene Ontology annotation, cellular component: acrosomal vesicle. The transcript is spliced from 8 exons. Lineage: Eukaryota; Metazoa; Chordata; Actinopteri; Centrarchiformes; Sinipercidae. Gene Ontology annotation, biological process: carbohydrate metabolic process; hyaluronan catabolic process.
CAAUAACAGUCUAAGCUCCAUACUGAUGCCCCACUCAGUGUGCUUCACUAUGAGGACAGUGCACGCUCCAUAACCUCACACCCAGGUGUGCCUUUCUUCUUUGCUCCAAGUCAAACUUGGCACUGGGCGAUCAAAACAAGACGUUUUUCUGAGACAAACAACAGAGCAGAGUGCAUCCUUGUACACAGCUCUCCCCACCGUGCCUCUCCUCCCCUACAUGUACCUAUAUCAGAUAUCAUUUUUGUAAGGAUACUCUCACUCUCUGUGCUCCAGUCAACACAUCUCAUGGUGAGACGGUUCCACUGAAGGCAUGUCCAGCUAGACGAAAGGAUGGUUUCAGUCACACAGAAGAGCAGAAGUUGUGUGCUGCUGCUUCUCUCACUCACCCCAUCAAUCUUCCCCCCUCUGUCCAUCUCUAUCCUCCCUGCUCUCAUCAUCUCUGUCUGGCCGGUUCUUUCAUUAUCUGACCUGACGACCCCACCUGCUGGUAACAUAUCAACCGUUUCCAACGCUUUUACCACUCCUGCAAUUCUAAAAUCACCCACCUCCACCAUCAGCACAACGUCUUCGUCAAAAGCCUCUAUUAUAACUCUGUAUCCCUCUAAAUCAACGUCAGCUACCUCUACAGUGUCUCUCUUUGACCAAACAUCCUACAGAGGCCUCCACAUAUCCUCACCUUCAGCUGCUACAAAAACAUUUACCCCUCAGUACCCCUGCAAACUUCUCACAAUAUCCCAAAAAACUAUAGGACUACCUCUGCACAAAAACCUAGCACGUCAUUUGUCCAAAAUGACUCCUGUGUCUGCUGAAAAACUUCCUCUUCACACUGCUAAACAAUUUCCUCCCACCAACUCAACUUCACUUCCAAAGAGUUUGCCAUCUUCCUCUCCACCUCAGACUGCUUCACACAAGUGUCGCUCUCCUGUUCCAACAUCAUCCUUUUCCACAGCAUUCUCGACUUUAACCUCUAAAACAUCACCACCUCCUCCUGCCAAAACGUCCCCCAUCCCUCUCCCCAAAACCUCGACAUCUCCUUCAGAAGCAGCGGCCUCUCGUCAGCCCGGACCACUUCCGCCUCCCUCUCUCCCCCACACCACAGGUCCGCUGUUUGAGCACCAGCCUUUCAUUGUUAGUUGGAACAUACCUGAUCUGGUGUGUAACAGGUACAACAUCUCACUGGACACCUCACCCUUUAAAGGAGUGACCACACCUGCUAAGGUCCCAGGCCAGUUCCUGUCUCUGUUCUACACAGAUCGAUUGGGUCUUUACCCACACGUAGACCUCACUAGUAGGAAACAAUUCAAUGGUGGCAUCCCUCAGAGAGGUAACCUGAAAGCCAGUAUGAACAAGGCCAGAGCAGAUAUUGACUACUACAUCCCAUCCAAGACAAGCCGAGGCUUGGCUGUGAUAGACUGGGAGGAAUGGCGCCCCCUAUGGGACAGAAACUGGGGCACUAAGAGAAUCUACCAGACUUUAUCUGUGGCUCAUGUUAUGAAGACAAACUGCUCCCUCACAGUACAGCAGGCCACAAAUAAAGCCAAACAACAGUUCCAGGUGGCAGCGAGGAGUUUCAUGUCAGGGAUGUUGGCAAUGGGCAGAGCUAUGAGACCCAACUAUCUCUGGGGCUUCUACCUGUUUCCUAACUGUUACAAUUAUGGCUGGGAGAAGCCAGACUACACAGGCCGGUGCUCCAAGGAGGUGAGGAGGCAGAAUGAUGAGCUGCUCUGGCUGUGGGAGUCCAGCACUGCCCUCUACCCCUCUGUCUACCUGCAGGUCUCUCUGGCAGACAAUCCCAGAGCCGCCCUGAUGGUUAGAAACCGUGUCAAGGAAACUUUGAGAGUAUCUUCCCUGCCCAGACGGAGUGGCACUGCACCCGUUUUUGUUUACAUGCGACCUGUCUUUGUCGACCAGAACAGACGCUUCCUCAGCCAGGGAGACUUGGUCAGCACCAUUGGCGAGAGUGCAGCAGUGGGAGUGUCUGGCGCUGUGCUUUGGGGGGCCAGCGCUGAUUAUGAUGACCAGACUUCUUGUGAAGCCCUUUCAUCCUACCUCUCCUCCACCCUCAACCCAUACAUCACCAAUGUCACCGUAGCUGCCCAGCUCUGCAGCAACUUCCUGUGUCGAGGGAAUGGCCGCUGUGUCAGAAAAAACUACAACUCCAACCACUACCUCCACCUAAACCCUGAGAAUUUCAGGGUCAUGCAUGUUCAGAACCGCUACCUUGUCCUAGGGAGACCUACCUUCGCAGACCUGAAGACUUUGAGCAGGAGGUUUACCUGUCAAUGCUACAAAGGACUGAGUUGCUCUCCCAGGACACACAGAGAGCUAGCCAAGGCCCUGAUGUUUAGUGUGAAACAAGAGCUGUACCAAAAGGCUCACACUCUGAAUAAAUCCAUGUUGGAUGAUAUGCAACAAGCCAGUAUUACUAAGGACAAUGUUAAAAAGAACUUGAAAGUUUAGCUUGUAAUCAGAGUUCAGACCUGAAGUUCUUUUUUUCAGGAAACACACCACUUAAACCAAAACAUACUGUACAUUCAGACCUGGGAACUACCCAGUCCUGUCACAAUCCAGUGCUGGACACUCUGUGUGUUUAGUCCACUGCGUGAUUUGCAUUUGUAGUGAUUAAAGUGAAAAGACUGCAGGCAUUGCUCAACUGAAGCACAAAAGCAGAUUGCGUCACAGUGCAUCCUUAGUGAACCUGGAGCUACUGGCUUAGUUGAGGAGUUUCUGCCGGGUUUUCUGCUACAGAAGUUUUCUGAAAGAGUUCAGGGAUACCAUCAACGUUUUCGUCAUCAGCUCACCUUUUUUUUUGUUAUUGCCUCCCAUCACACAUACAUUUUGCUGCAUUGAGUGAUUUAGCGUAUUAGCAGCUGAUCAUCAGCAAGAUUAAAAGGGCUCAGGAAGCAUCACCUCAUCUAUAUAACGCAUGUAUACUAUGACCACUGACAGAACAUGUUCCAUGGCCUUGCCAAACAACAGGGCUACCAUUCAGGGGUUUGCCUAAUCUCAAAUAAAACAAAUACUGUGCUAUAUCAGGUAACUAUUAGCUGUGACAAUAUUAUUGCCACUGGGCAUCUGCAUAUGAUUUGAAUGUGUAUGUAAAUAAAUGACAAGA